AUGGCUGAAGAGAAGCAGCACCACCACCUCUUCCACCGCCACAAAGACGAGGAGGAGGAGGAGAAACAUGCCUAUUCUGAGAACACCUAUGGCUCUGAUGUCACUGGUGACCGUUACAACACAACCGGUGGUGCUGACUAUUAUACCACUACUGGUGGUGGCUACAAUACCACUGUAGGUGGUGGUCGCUACAGUUCAGAUACUGCUGGUGGCGACUACAAUACAACCGCAGGUGGUGGCAGAUAUAAUACAGAGACUGCUGGUGGAGACUACAAUACAAUCGCUGGUGGUGAUUAUGAAAAACCAAGUGAUGAUUAUGAGAAAGAAAAGAAGGAACAUAAGCAUAAGGAACACCUCGGCGAGAUGGGGACUGUUGCUGCAGGGGCUUUUGCCUUGUACGAGAAGCACGAGGCUAAGAAAGAGCCCGAGCAUGCCCACAGGCACAAGAUAGAAGAAGGAAUAGCAGCAGCAGUCGGGGUUGGAUCGGGUGGAUAUGCUUUCCACGAGCAUCACGAGAAGGAGGAGGCCAAGGAUGAAGAAGACAGGGCAGAGGGAAAGAAGAAGCACCACUUCUUUUAA
Molecule: messenger RNA, 579 nt
Organism: Fraxinus pennsylvanica
Lineage: Eukaryota; Viridiplantae; Streptophyta; Magnoliopsida; Lamiales; Oleaceae
Source: the annotation of a GenBank genome assembly